GCCUUCCACUGCGCUCUGAUACGCCGCCUUAAUUUUUUUUUCUUGGAUUUUUUUGGAUUUUGGUAAUUCAAACUCUAAUUCUUCUUCUCUGUAGCUUAAUUUCCCGGCGGAAAUGGCAGGAUCCGGAGUUGUAGCCGUCUACGGGAACGGAGCUCUUGCCGAGACGAAGCAAUCCCCCUUCUCUGUGAAAGUAGGUUUGGCGCAAAUGCUCCGCGGCGGCGUAAUCAUGGACGUCGUCAACGCCGAGCAGGCACGCGUCGCCGAGGAGGCCGGAGCCUGCGCCGUUAUGGCUCUUGAACGCGUCCCCGCCGACAUCCGAGCUCAAGGCGGCGUCGCCAGAAUGAGCGACCCUCAACUUAUCAAGGAAAUCAAACAAGCCGUCACGAUUCCGGUCAUGGCGAAGGCUCGAAUUGGCCACUUCGUCGAAGCGCAGAUUCUCGAGGCCAUUGGUAUCGAUUACGUCGACGAGAGCGAAGUGCUUACUCUGGCCGACGACGAGAACCACAUCAACAAGCACAAUUUCCGCAUUCCUUUCGUUUGCGGCUGUCGCAACCUCGGCGAGGCGCUGCGGCGCAUUCGCGAAGGGGCGGCCAUGAUCAGAACCAAGGGCGAGGCUGGAACCGGCAAUAUCAUCGAGGCGGUGCGGCACGUGAGGUCUGUGAUGGGGGACAUCAGGUUGUUGAGGAACAUGGACGACGAUGAGGUGUUCUCGUUCGCGAAGAAGAUCGCUGCGCCGUACGAUUUGGUGCUGCAGACGAAGCAGCUCGGGAGGCUCCCGGUGGUUCACUUCGCGGCCGGUGGAGUGGCUACGCCGGCCGAUGCGGCGCUGAUGAUGCAGCUUGGUUGCGACGGAGUAUUCGUCGGUUCCGGCGUGUUCAAGAGCGGCGACCCGGCGAGGCGAGCCAGAGCGAUUGUGCAGGCCGUUACUCAUUACAAUGAUCCGGAGGUGCUGGCGGACGUGAGCUGUGGGCUUGGCGAGGCAAUGGUCGGACUGAACUUGAACGAUAAGGUCGAAAGGUUCGCCAAUCGAUCGGAGUAGUUCGUCUUCUCCGGCGAUUAUGCACGCCUUGGUAUGACAAUUUCGAAUCCUUUUCUCUGGAUCUGGGAACUUGUAGUUUCUCAAAAUUUACGUCUAAACAUAUAGCUAGCUAUAAGAAAUUUGAUUUCCUGUUUGGAUUGAAUUUCUUUCGCAUCCUCUCUUUAAUCCUUCUUGAACAUCUUGAAUUGUAAUGUUACUUUUAAUCCUCUGUGUUUCAUUUCUGGUGGUUUCUGCACCUUCGAAUU
Molecule: messenger RNA, 1284 nt
Organism: Momordica charantia (bitter melon)
Lineage: Eukaryota; Viridiplantae; Streptophyta; Magnoliopsida; Cucurbitales; Cucurbitaceae
Gene: RSR4
Product: Aldolase-type TIM barrel family protein
Biological process (GO): pyridoxine biosynthetic process; pyridoxal 5'-phosphate biosynthetic process; amino acid metabolic process
Molecular function (GO): amine-lyase activity
Source: RefSeq, a predicted model, not a curated record